Molecule: messenger RNA, 2008 nt
Organism: Meira miltonrushii
Lineage: Eukaryota; Fungi; Basidiomycota; Exobasidiomycetes; Exobasidiales; Brachybasidiaceae
Exons: 2
Source: RefSeq, a predicted model, not a curated record
CCAUAAAAUGAACAUUUACGACAUUCGAUAUCUCAAUCGAAACCUGAAAUCGCUACAUCCUAUUACAGAAUCAUGGUCUGUAUUCAGGAGACGAUGCUUCAUUUUCAAUCUCUCCCAUGCAAAUUAACGUCAUGAAAUCGUACAUGAAUACGUACUUCAGCAUGUAUCUACCCCCCUUUACUCUCCUAAUUCUCUCUAUCUAGGGUCACAUAUUGAUCUCCUGUAGCAUUCCGGAGUACUUUAAAUGAUGCUCCCUAUGCAAAACAAAUCUUUUGCCAUGGGUGAAAAAGUAGAUAAAUAGCCGGUCGUCCUCAAAAGAUUGCUUCCAUCCCUUCUACCACAACUCAUCCUCUUUUCCAUUCCUUUUCGGAACAGCAUGCGUUGUAAUAAAGUUCUUAUCGCUUUUGCAUUUAUCGCCAUUGCAGCAAGUGUCAAUGCUGCUCCGGUCGAUUUGCCAUUACAAAACGUUCAAGGUCUCGCUCCAUCUUUGACGUCUUUGACAAAUUUGAACAGUUUACAAGGUCUCAGUCCACAAGUCUUGUCCUCUUUAGGUGAUGGAAAAAAUCCCGCUUUAAACUUGGGCGAUCUGAAUAAACAAUUGUCAAGUGUCACACAAGGUUUGCCAUUACAAAGUUUGCCUGUAGGAGGUGCACUUGGCAAAACAUCUGGACUUGAUUUAAGCACGGUCAAUCAAUUGUUGUCUAGUGGUGCUUUAUCAGGAGCCAACGCUUCACCUGCAAAGCCACAACGUCGUGCAGAUAACGGCGGUUUAGGUCUGGCGCAGCCAAGUCAAAUCUCAAACCAAUUGAUUGGUACAGUCACCGGGACAGUUCAAAAAGCUGGAAGUGUUCUUCCAACCGGAAAGUCUAAACGUGAUGAAGCUACAACAAGUCAAAGUGGUUUGGUUCCAAACACUAAUGCUUUGACAAACACCAUCACAGGAAUCGUGACUUAUCCAACUACUUUAUUCGGAGGAGUUGGGGGCAAGAAUACUAAUUCAGUCCAACCCCAAUCUCGUCAAGAUAGCGGUUUGAGCCCAACUCAGGUCCAACAAAUCACCAGUAGUAUCAUGGACUCAAUCACUAAGUUCAUGCCGAUGGGAAAUACCGGUACCACAACAGGUACCACUUCAGGUACUACUUCUACUACUGGCGUCGUUCCAAACAUGCGCCGUGAUGGAAGUAACAUGCUCAGUGGCUUGACAGACGGUAUUACAUCAGUCUUUACCAACCCAUCGAGCUUAUUCGGAGGGGACAGCAAAAAGACCCAAUCAGUUCAACCUCAACCUCGUCAAGAAAGCGCAAACGCCUUGACUCCAAGUCAAGUACAUCAAAUCACUAGUCAAAUCCUUGACUCGAUCAACAAAUUCGUGCCAAUAGGAAACAUGGGUACUACCUCAGGUACUACUUCAAGUACUACUUCAGGUACUACCUCUACUAACGGUAUUGUUCCAAACUUACGCCGUGACGAUGCAACGAGUCAAAGUGGUCUUGGAAUGGUUCCUGAUAUGGUCGGUUUGAGUGAUAGCAUCGCCAGGAUCUUGUCGUCUGCUAAUUUCCCAGCUUUAGGAGGCCAAACUAGUAGUGUAUCGACAACGCCAAAUGUCUCGAACACUACUCCUCAAUCGAGAUCGAUUGAAGGCGAACAAGAGUCGCACAAAGAUCGUCGUGCCGAAGACACAUCAAGUGGCUUAAGCCCUUUGCAAAUCGAUCAAAUCACCCAGCAAAUAACUGAUAGCAUCGGACAAAUCACAGGAGGCACAACACCUCAAGACACUAGCAGACAAUCAAGCAGUGUCACUCCAAGCAAUGUCACUCCAAACCGUCGUGCUGACGACACAUCAAGUGGCUUAAGCCCUUUGCAAAUCGAUCAAAUCACCAAGCAAAUAACUGAUAGCAUCGGACAAAUCACAGGAGGCACAACACCUCAAGACACGAGCAGACAAUCAAGCAAUGUCACUCCAAGCAAUGUCACUCCAGCAAUGUCACUCCAAACCGUCGUGCUGAUG